Molecule: messenger RNA, 1542 nt
Organism: Arachis duranensis
Lineage: Eukaryota; Viridiplantae; Streptophyta; Magnoliopsida; Fabales; Fabaceae
Exons: 8
Coding region: 1-1542 (513 amino acids)
Source: RefSeq, a predicted model, not a curated record
AUGGCUAGAAAAGGUCGUUUCACAAGAAAACCAAAAGUAGGACCAGGAUGUCAGCAACCACAAACGGCUCCGCCUCCGGUCCCGCCUCCGGCCUCGGCUUCCCACUGCGAUGACUCUGAAAUUCUCCCGGACAGUGGUGAUAGUGUCCCUCAAACUUCACGUCCAUUCCUUCCGCCGCGCAGUGUACCAAGGCCGGCUCCACAAACGAGCACAACUAACAUUCAAAACUCGGAGCCAAGCCAUGUAAACUCGGCAGAUAAUGCUAAUGAUGUGGAUUCUGUUGAUCAAGCAGCUGAUGAAUCCUUUGUUGAUUCUAGAGCUCAGAAUCGCAAAGGACGCAAGACUACAGAGUUUUGGGAAGUCAGGAUAAUCGAUUCUGAUGGCACAAUGAAGCCGGCAAGACUAAGCGUGAGGGAGGCUAUGGAACGGCCUAAUGGUAGAAAGAUCGUACUCAGGUUCAACAAAGCAAAGCAAGCCAUUGGAAACGAAGCUGGAUUGUUGAGUGGCGUGCUUGGUCUGCUAGGAUCUGACUUUGGAAAGUUUCCUAUCUGUGAGGAAAGCUGGCGUAAGAUUACUACAAAGGACAAAGUCUAUAACGAAUGUGUGAAGCAAAUUUUCCACAUUGAUGAAGAUAGCGAAGGACUUAUCAAAAAAAAUAUCUUGAAAAGUAUGGGGAAGUCCUGGAAGGAGACAAGGCUGAGGUUGUAUAAUGCUUAUUUCGAGCCAACGUUCACGACUGAACAAAAUAUUGAGAACCGUCCGCCGGGAAUCGAUCGAGAACAUUGGAGAUGGUUCCUUGACUAUCGCGCCAAACCUGAAACUCAGGAGAAGUGCAAGAAAAAUGCAAAGAAUCGAUCAAAACAACAAUAUACCCACACUGGCGGUUCAAAAAGCUUUGCACGGCGAAUCGAAGAAGAGUCGGAACAACAAGGGAGAAUAGUCGGAAGAGGGGAGUUAUGGAUCGCAGUGCACAAAAAAAAGGACGGCUCCUACAUGAAUGAUGAAGCAAGAGCAAUCGGUAGAUCUGUUAAAUCGAAGGUCACAUAUGUUAGAAUUUUGGAGUUUUUUGCGAAACUUUCAAUUCAAGCGGUGGAAGUGUGGAAGCUUACUUUAAGUGUGAUUGCUAAUUUGCCUGUUAUGUUUAUAGACUUUUUGAACUUCGACGAAAGAAUUGAGGAGAUUGAGCAACAGGAUGAGUCAUCUAGAGUGUUGUCUCAGAAUGAUUCCAUUGCUCAGGUUUUCGGAAAAGAGAAACCGGGUAGAGUACGUGGUGUGGGUUUUGGACCGACUCCUAGUCAACUCUUCGGUCCAAAUUCACAUGGACCUGGCAACGAAGUCCAACUAGAGAAAACUCAGAGGAAGCUACUUGAAUUGCAGGCAGAGCUGGAAGGCGAGAAGUUGAAGAGGAAGGCGAUGGAGGAUGAGGCAGCAGCAGAUAAGAAAAAGAUGAAGGCGAUGGAGAGUGCUCUAAUUUAUCUGUUUCAACGGCAGGGUGAGGAGCUGCCACCAGACAUCGCUGCAGGGAUGAGUUUUGUGGGAUGA